Molecule: messenger RNA, 721 nt
Organism: Betta splendens (Siamese fighting fish)
Lineage: Eukaryota; Metazoa; Chordata; Actinopteri; Anabantiformes; Osphronemidae
Gene: lsm7
Product: LSM7 homolog, U6 small nuclear RNA and mRNA degradation associated
Exons: 4
Coding region: 120-431 (103 amino acids)
Biological process (GO): nuclear-transcribed mRNA catabolic process; mRNA splicing, via spliceosome
Cellular component (GO): U12-type spliceosomal complex; U6 snRNP; spliceosomal tri-snRNP complex
Molecular function (GO): RNA binding
Source: RefSeq, a predicted model, not a curated record
CUCCGUUUAAUAAAUUAAUAAUAGUCAAGAAACGCAUGACGUCACCCACAGGCGCUCUACGAUUUGAUUGGCGGAAGGUUGCUGAGGUCACGGUUUAACUUCCGUGUCACAGAGCUAACAUGGCGGAUAAGGAGAAGAAAAAGAAGGAGAGUAUAUUUGACUUGUCAAAAUACAUCGACAAGCCGAUUCGGGUAAAGUUUCAAGGCGGACGAGAAGCCAGCGGUGUCCUGAAGGGGUUUGAUCCUCUGCUAAACCUAGUGUUGGACGGCACAAUCGAAUAUAUGCGAGAUCCAGAUGACCAGCUGAAGCUGACAGAAGACACCAGACAGCUGGGCUUGGUGGUCUGCAGAGGAACCUCCGUUGUGCUGAUCUGCCCUCAGGAUGGCAUGGAGGCUAUACCAAACCCGUUUAUACAGCAGCAGGACGGCUAACGCACCGUCUGUUGCUUUUUGGCUCGCAGACGCACACAAACAUGUACAUUCUUUGAACAUUUUUUUGAAGUUUUAUUCACAUCAGUAAUUAUGUAUACAACAUGGGCAAGUUUGUUUUUGAAAAACUUAAGUUGAUCAAAAGGACACUUCUCUGCACUUCAUUUGAUUUCUGUCUGUGGCGUGCAAACGUUUGAGUUGUAAAGAGUGUUGUACUGUUUUUGUUUUAGCCAGAAUAAGUCAACUUUUUACAGUUUUUGUUUUUGAUAAGAAAAUAAAAUGAAAAUUUACUA